GGGAAAGGGAUCCCGGCGGGUGUCAUCUCGGAUACAGGGGGGCACUGGGGGAGUGGUGUCAGGCGGAGAAGGGGAAAAGGGUGCGCUCUGGUGUCUGUGCCAUCGCCGGCUGCUGCUUCUGCUUCUGCCGCCGCCGCAGCCGCGCCGCUGCCCUAGUGGAUGUUUCUAUGUUGCUCGGUGCAUGAUUUAGAAGAGGAGGAGUUGGAUCUAGCUAGUGACAGAGGCAGGAGAUAGAGGGGGUGGGGGGUGGGGGGAGGUUGUUGUAUUCUUUGAGGGGGGUGCGUGUUUGAGAGAGGCCAGGGGGAGCGGGCCUUUCCCCUUCUCUCUUCCUUGCACCUCCCUAACCUCCCUUCCACCCGGGGUGGAGAGCUCCGCUUCUGUGUCCGGGCCCGGCCGCCGGGAUCAGGCUUCGCCGGGCGUGCAGUGGGUGGCUUCGGGAGUCUCCCACCUUCCCCUCCCCUUCCUACCCUACCUUACCCCAGAUCCCCCCCCUUUCCCCCUCCCACCCGCAGUCCCUCUUCCCACACCCAGCUCAAGGGUUAGCUGCCGCCGCGGCCCGCGGCGGUGAGUGAGAAAGGAGCGCGCGCGCGCGUGUGUUUUCUGGGGGUACUGGGGGGUUGUGUCUGAAGCAGUUGGGAAGAAUGACUCUGGAGUCCAUCAUGGCGUGCUGCCUGAGCGAAGAAGCCAAAGAAGCCCGGCGGAUUAACGAUGAAAUCGAGAGGCAGCUCCGCCGGGACAAGCGGGACGCACGCCGGGAGCUCAAGCUGCUGCUGUUGGGUACAGGAGAGAGUGGCAAAAGCACAUUCAUCAAGCAGAUGAGAAUCAUCCAUGGAUCAGGCUACUCUGAUGAAGACAAAAGAGGAUUCACAAAACUGGUGUAUCAGAACAUAUUUACAGCAAUGCAGGCUAUGAUCAGAGCCAUGGACACGCUCAAAAUCCCAUACAAGUAUGAACACAAUAAGGCCCAUGCACAGUUAGUUCGAGAAGUUGAUGUGGAGAAGGUGUCCACUUUUGAGAAUCCCUACGUAGAUGCAAUAAAGAGUUUAUGGAAUGAUCCUGGAAUCCAAGAAUGUUAUGAUAGAAGACGAGAAUAUCAAUUAUCUGACUCAACCAAAUACUAUCUUAACGACUUGGACCGUGUAGCAGAUCCUGCCUAUUUGCCUACUCAACAAGAUGUCCUUAGAGUUCGAGUCCCCACCACAGGGAUCAUUGAAUACCCCUUUGACUUACAAAGCGUCAUUUUCAGAAUGGUGGAUGUUGGGGGCCAGAGAUCAGAAAGAAGAAAAUGGAUACACUGCUUUGAAAAUGUCACCUCCAUUAUGUUCCUAGUAGCCCUUAGUGAAUAUGACCAAGUUCUUGUGGAAUCAGACAAUGAGAACCGAAUGGAGGAAAGCAAAGCACUAUUUAGGACAAUUAUCACAUAUCCCUGGUUCCAGAACUCUUCAGUUAUUCUGUUCCUAAACAAGAAAGAUCUUCUAGAGGAGAAAAUUAUGUAUUCUCAUCUAGUUGACUAUUUCCCAGAAUAUGAUGGACCCCAGCGAGAUGCACAAGCAGCACGAGAAUUCAUCUUGAAGAUGUUCGUAGAUCUGAACCCAGACAGUGACAAAAUUAUCUACUCCCACUUCACAUGCGCCACAGACACCGAAAACAUCCGUUUUGUCUUUGCUGCCGUCAAGGAUACCAUCCUACAGUUAAAUCUGAAGGAGUACAACCUGGUCUAGAUGUGCCUCAUAGACGUAUCUAGACGUGCCUCUUUCCCUUUCCUUUCUAAACCUUGAGGCCAAUUGAUGAAUACAAGAGGGACUGUAUUAUCUGUGAAAAACGAUUUGCAUAAUACUAAUUUAUUGCUGUCCUGGACUCUGUGCAAGUGGCCACAGAGUUGGUAGUAAAUAUUAUGAUUUUAUUUAAACUAUGAGAAGGAAAAACAAAAGACGCUGAAGUACAUUUCCAGCACAUUUCCUCUCUCUUUUUUUUAGGCAAAAUCUUGUGACUCAAUGUAUUUUAAAUUCUCAAUAAUGCACUCACAAAGGAUAGGGGUUUGGGUUUUUUCUUUUUUUAUUUUAUUUUAUUUUUUUGAUAAUGAGUAUAAAGAGUUUAUUCCCUUCCUUUCCUUGCCUGUUUCUCUCUCUCUCUUAAUUUUUCUGAGGUUACAAUAGCCUUCUUCCCCUGGUUGUAUUCCUCAGUAAAGUAUUUCUUUUUUCUUGAGUGAUAUAGACAGGAAAAAUGUCAUUCAACUUAAGCCAUCAUUCAUGAAAAACUAAUUUAACAGUAUGUACUUUUUUCUGAAGGAUCAGAAGUAUUACUACUGUGGUUUUUAAACUAUUGACCUGGGUAUAAAAUCCAUAUGGUUUUUGAUACUGUCUUUUCUCACUUUGGGCCUGAAUAAUCCUCAAAUGGGAAAGUGUCAUUUCUUCGGGAUUUUACCUUCAGCCAUACCUUGGUGAUUCAUAGAAAUGCACAGAAGACAGUAAUGUAAUUGCAAAGACAAAAAAAGUCACCCUCCUGUUGACUUGCUGUGUGCCAUUUUUCUUUUUGACUUUUUAAAAAAAUUGCAGAUGCCAAACAAAAAUGCCAACCGACACUACAUUCCCCAGUGAUUGUAGCCUGGAACCUUGCUAAGGUGGUUGUUUUUCUUUUUCUUUUCCUUUUCUAUUUCAAACUUUCUUCCUUUUUGUUGUUUUGAGUGUGUUUACUUCACACUUUUAAGAUACUUUCUUUUGGGAAAUAAAAAUUGCGUUGCCAAAGCUGGCUUUUUUUAUAAAAAAAUAAAAUCAAAUCAAAAUUCUAAUAUCAUAUAAUAUAAAAUAUGACCAAGAUUGAAAAGCUAAAAUGAACUGGUUGAGAAAGAACCAGCUAAGACAACCUCCAGACAUCAAAUAACUGUAGAUUCAGCUCUCAUGGUCUACCAUUUUCUUUGCCCUUAUGGAAGUUUUCCAUUUUUGACACCCAGAGCAGCACUGCUUCAGCAUGCUGUGAGGUGCACCAUGAACUCUGCUUAUGUUCUCCUUACUUGAAUACAGUCUUACUCUGCUCAGUUACUCCCUUUGAGGUAGAGUCAGGCAGCUGAGAACAGAUGUUUCUGGUAUUAUAAUGGCACCUUUUAGUUGUAAGAUUGGAAGUCACUGACUGCUUAUCCAAUUCAGAAAUCUUUAUUUAAGUGGUGACUAGUUCCAAGGAUUUAGGGAAGAUGAAUGGGUUUAACUCUAAAGUGGCCUCUCGGUGUUCUAUAGAUUUAUUUAUAUCAUUGAACCUGUUAAGAAGGAACUUUGGAACUCUAAAUGUGCAAUUUUUUUAAAACAAAAGGAAAAAGAAAUCACAUAUAUCGAUGAGCCUCUAUGAAGCAGCUUGACUUGAAAUGUGAUUUAAAAUGAUAAAUCAUAAGUCUAGUAAAGCUUCCAGAAAGAAGCCAGCCAUGAUGCUGGUCUGAUUUGCUGGGAUACCAUUAGGAUCUAGGAUAAAUAUACCUGGAAAUCACUGUUUGGGGCAUCAGAGAGGAGAGGGGAAAAAAUUAAUGAUGUGUUAGUUGAGUACCAAAGUUAAUAAACCUUAAUGGAAUGUUUUCAUUCUUAACUCUCCCAACCCCAAGAAACAAAGGUUACUUAUUUUUUGCUCCCUCUAAAAAACAUCUGUAAUUUAAAAUUUAAAACAAAAACUGGUUGUAGGUAUAGUGCAAUUAUGAAUGCUAUAAUCAUUGUACAUACAUCUCUAUAUAUAUGGCAGCAACCAUACUGGCUUUGUAAUCAUUAAUUUUUUGGCAGAUUGAAUGUGCUAUAUUGAUAUGUAUCUAUAUAAUUGUAUUGUCUGUCUUAUAGCUAAUUCACAUUUUGAAUAAUGUUAUUUUAUUUACUUUUUUAAGAGAGGAGAAUGUAAAGUUGUCAGUUUAUUUCUGACUAGGGAUUUUUUUUCCAUUUAGAAAACAAACAAAAAAAACCUUUCUAUAGUACAGAGCGGUACCAGCAUUGUGCUGUCCAAGAUCAUUUGCACAUUCAUGUGCAGAGGUAUUACCUAUUUUAAAACCCAAAGGCCAUUUCACAGCCAAAUGCCUAAGUUCUGUUGGAGCUGUCACAGAAAUGGACACCAACUCGGUAGGAUUUUUGCCCACUGAUCCCAGACUGAAAGAUUAGCUUUUCUACUAAUCAGAGUCUUAUUUAGCCAAUGCACAGCUUAGUUUAGUGUCGCCUCCCUAAUGGCCUUUAUUAGAAAGGUGGUUUUUAGAAACCCUGUGAUCGAUUAAGGAAAUUUUUGAAUGACCAUACACCACUGCUUUCUUGAAAAUGUGGUGAUGAAUCUGGUGCAAUUUUAUCGCACACACUAACUCUCUGGAGGCUCAUGGAUACUUUCAGUGGGAAAAAUCCAACUUCAUCACAAGUAUUAGUUGUAGGGACUUGAGAUACUCAAUUAUUUAAUAAAUAAAGCUCUCCUAGAUGUAGACAGUUAUACACAAUCCCAAAGCUCUACAAACAUGAGCAAAACUUGUUGCAUUGGUCAUUGUUAAGUUAGAAUGGAACUUGCUAUGCACAACUGAGGCUGUGUCUUCACUGUUAAUUGUAGGGUGCAUGACAAUAUCCCUUCUCUUAACGAGGGAAUAAAUUGAUCACCCUGGUUGCAGUGAUUAAUAUAAACCGAACUGUAUCCACACUAGUUAAUGGAAUUGAAAGGAUCUUCCUUUCCUUUGUUUUAUUUUUGAAAGGAUUUGGGGGGAGGGAGGGGAUUCUUUUCAGUUUUGUAUAAAAAAAAAGUUUACUUAAGCUUGGUAGUUCUAUUGUGAUUUCAAGAGUCUAAGAGUGUGCCACUGGAAUAUUUCUUUUGAUGCUAUAGGUAAAUGGGGCCUGUGGCAAAUGUUGAGAUGACUUGGGAAUGUUUUAGAAAAAAAAAAAACAAACUUUUUUUCUUUUGCAUACCAAGACAAGCCACCAUUUCAUGACUCACUCAACACAACAUCACAGUGUACCAGUUUACAAAGCAUUUUCCCCCUCUUGAGUGACACAGCAGUUCCCACCCACAGCGAAUUACUUGUUAUUUGCAAAUUGGUGGUUUCUACUAUGCCUUACAGAGCUCAUGUCCAGAAGUUUGUGCCUCAAUCCAGAAACUGAGGGGAAACAUACACAUAUACAUACAUGCAAACAAACAAACAAAAAGAAUAAGCCCCACAACUGUUGACUUUUUACUUUACCAUAACAAAGAACUCUUGUUGAAUGUCAUGAAUAGAGUAAAAAUAUUUUUAAAAUCCUUCUUGGGAACCUGUAUAUUCUAGAUACUCACUAGCACAAGGAAUCUGUAUUGCAUACAUAUGUGUUUUAAGAAAAACCUUAACUUUUUCAUGCCUUUACUGGACAAAUUGGCUGGCACCGUCCUGACCUAUCGAGAAGAUAAUGCAGCUAACGGGCAAUUUACUUUUUAUAACUCAGACGAUCUUGAUUGUCAAGGUGUAUGAACUGUAACUUUAAAAAAAAAUCUUACUGCCACAUGAUUGUAAAUUUCAGUCGUUUUAAGUUUGGAAGUGGGGCAGGGAUUUUAUGCUGGACCUCAGUCAGAAUUGACUGUAUGACUUGCAAAAACUUUAAAUGGGGAGAAAGGGCUGAAUUCUAUGAUACUGCAAGAUUCCCAGCUACUGGUUGCAAAUGACCUUCAAGUUACUUAUCCUAAUUACCUUCUGUUUUCAAUUCUUCACAAAAAGAAUAAAAAAUAAAAAAAAAGAUUUUUAAAAACCCUAGCAUAAUGUUAACACACAUACGAAAUAAAGUCUACCCAAACAUCAUAAUUUAUAUCGCUGCUGUUCUUGAAAUUAAGGAUUACCAACCACUUUACUGAUAAUUAACAAACAGCGUAAUGAAUAAAAUUAAUAAGGUAUAUACAGCAUAUGUUAAAUUGGCCUUCCAAAGAUUUGUCUUUGGUUUGAAUCACAUACGAUUUCUAAAAAGGAAAAAAAGCUAUGUGUCUUAUCUGUCUGUCUAUAUUGUUGCCAUAUGUAGCGAUAAAUAGUUCUGUCCUGGUUGUCUUUGUCUUUGACAUUUCAUUUUCGUACCAUCAAACUAGGAAAAGAAAAGGAAGCUUAGCUCUAUGUGGUUAGCAAACAAUCCUUUGGACAUUCAGACAUUUGCCGUUUAGUAGAUCCCUCUGUGGCAUAUUGUCUAAACUUUCCUUUGUUUUGCUUUUUCACAGGAGAACAAACUGCUCUGCUGGUCCUCCCCAACUACUACUGUUAGUUCAGUAGAAAACACUUGUCUUACUAGUUUCUCAGGAUUGUAUGUUCAAAGGACUAGAUUUGUCCUCCUCCCAUAUAAUAUAUUCACUCCUCCAAAUGAUUCAGUUAUAGACAAAAAAAUAAAGGAAAUGGCACAUAUCAGUAAUUCAAAAAUCUAUUUGGAUAAUUGGUGUCUUUCCUGAAUAAAGGAAAUUCCAUAACUUUCAUAUAACCCUUUGCUAGAGUGGGGAGGAUGGAAGAAGAAAGAUUGCUGGAGGGGUUGGAGAGAAAUGGGAGGUAAAGAGAGACAGAUGUUCUCAAUAAAAAUGUUAUGGAGACUGAGUAGGGGGAAAGAGAAGGAGAGGGUGAGAGGUAUUGUACAAAAGUUAUGCAGAUGAACUGAACUGUAAGAAAUGUUCUUGCUGGGUUUUUCCCCCUCAAAAGGAUCGUCCAAAACACAACCUAUUGCUGGACUCCUCACCUGCCAUUGUGGUGGAAGCCCCACUAGAGACAUGUAUACUAAGGGAGUUUUGUCAGAAACAUUUUUAACUUGCAGUAUUUAAGAGAAUCAUACUUGCUGUUCUUAAAAUGUCAUUCAAAUGCAUGUAUCGUCUAUUGUUUGGGGAUGGGGAAACAGUUUUGAAAACAAACUAAUGUUGUAUAAUAAUACCCCCAAAUGAUCUUGCUGGUUGAAAAUACAGUAUUUUGGGCCAUA
This is a messenger RNA of Trichosurus vulpecula (common brushtail), 6899 nucleotides long. RefSeq names its product G protein subunit alpha q (gene GNAQ). Gene Ontology annotation, molecular function: G protein-coupled receptor binding; guanyl nucleotide binding; GTPase activity. Gene Ontology annotation, biological process: adenylate cyclase-modulating G protein-coupled receptor signaling pathway; phospholipase C-activating dopamine receptor signaling pathway; action potential. The transcript has 7 exons. Bases 642 to 1721 code for a protein of 359 amino acids. Lineage: Eukaryota; Metazoa; Chordata; Mammalia; Diprotodontia; Phalangeridae. Gene Ontology annotation, cellular component: heterotrimeric G-protein complex. The record is from RefSeq and is a predicted model, not a curated record.